Molecule: messenger RNA, 1284 nt
Organism: Quercus lobata
Lineage: Eukaryota; Viridiplantae; Streptophyta; Magnoliopsida; Fagales; Fagaceae
Exons: 6
Coding region: 1-1032 (343 amino acids)
Source: RefSeq, a predicted model, not a curated record
AUGCAUCAGCCGGUUGAUGAGGGGGCGAGGACUUUCACUGGUUUCUUGGGUACGAUUGCACGGAAACCCCACAUGUGCCCGAUUAAAUACCUUGAUUGGAAGGCCUUGCCAGAAAAACUUAAAGAAGAGUGUUGGCGUCUUGUAAAGCGAAAAUACCAAGUCCUUGAUAAUCCUAAGGCAUAUGAGGGUUUGAAGAAAUUUACCUUACAAAAAAUUGGGAAGGCUUGGAGAGAUCAUAAGUGUAGGCUGAAGGCUAAGCAUUAUAUACCGCAUUCAAGAAACAAAGCACGGGUGAAGAGCAACCGACCUAGGAAAUGCAUAUCAGAAGAUUGGGAUAUACUUGUUGAUCAUUGGUAUACUGAUGAUGCAGUGAUAGAGUCAGAUAAGAAUAAGGAUCGUCGUUCUAAACAAGAUGACAUACAUACUGGUGGUUCGUGUGGCUAUGUUAUGCACGCUGCAAAAAAGGCAAAAACGGAUGGACAUCCUAUAGAGCGUGCAAUAUUAUUUCAAAUUCUACGUACUCGUAAAGAUGGAUCUGCAGUUAAUCCUGUAAUGAAAGAAAAAAUGGAUAAAAUGAAGGAAUUGUUGGUUGACCCUAAGAAUCAAUUGCAGUCAUCUGACAGAAGUGGGAGUAUUGCAUGGUCAACAGAUGAUGUGUUUGCCAAAGUGAUGGGUAAAGAGCGCAAAGGUCACAUUCGUGGGGUAGGAUUUGGUGCAACCCCAAGUGGUCAAAGUAGCAAGACUAUUCUCACGGACAGUGAAAUACAAUCAAGUCAAGCAAGGGAUAGCGAAGUUGCCCAAUUGAAGGCUUCCUUGGCUACUAUGGAGGAGAAACUAGUAGGUUUUGACAAAAUGAAGGAAAAAAUUAGUCAAUUCAAAGAAAUGGAGCAAAGAAUGGAGCAAAGAAUGGCUCGCAUGCUUCAACAAAUGCAACAAAUUUCUACACAAUGCAAUCAGGAUGCUCCUCUGAUCGAACAAUCUCCAGCUCUCUCCAAAUCAUCAGCCGCAUCUCAUCAACCAAGAAGCUUAUAAGUUUUAUCUUAGAGUUCUUGGACUUUUUUGUGUACAAAGAACUAUGGAAGAACAACCGCAUUUUUUGCAAGUGUUGAAGGAUAUUUUUAAACACUUUGGAACUUUGAUUAUAAGAUUAGAUUAAUUUGGGCGGUUGUUUUAUUCAAAGGACCACAUCUUUUUUUUUUUUGUUAAUUUUAAGAUGGUGGUUAUAGAUAAUGUUAUGUAUUUGAUAAUAUAUUUUUAUGUUAAUAUUAUGUUAGUUUCAAGAUA